CGCGCAGCCGACCCGCUUCCGGAAGCCACGGGCAACAUGGCGGCGUCUGAGGAGCACGAUUCUCCUGAAGAUCCCCAGCCCGCGGCGGCGGAGGAGGAAACUAAAACUUUCAAAGACUUGGGUGUGACAGAUGUAUUGUGUGAAGCUUGUGACCAGUUGGGAUGGGCAAAGCCCACCAAGAUCCAGAUGGAGGCUAUUCCUAUGGCCUUACAAGGUCGUGAUAUCAUUGGGCUGGCAGAAACUGGUUCUGGAAAAACAGGGGCCUUUGCGUUGCCCAUUCUGAAUGCGCUGCUGGAGACGCCCCAGCGCUUGUUUGCCCUGGUUCUCACCCCCACCCGGGAGCUGGCCUUUCAGAUCUCAGAGCAGUUUGAAGCCCUGGGGUCCUCGAUUGGAGUGCAGUGUGCUGUGAUUGUAGGUGGAAUUGAUUCAAUGUCCCAGUCUUUGGCCUUGGCAAAAAAACCACAUAUUGUAAUAGCGACUCCUGGCCGAUUGAUUGACCACUUGGAAAACACAAAAGGUUUCAACUUAAGAGCUCUCAAGUACUUGGUCAUGGAUGAAGCAGACCGGAUAUUGAACAUGGAUUUUGAGACAGAGGUUGACAAGAUCUUGAAAGUGAUCCCCCGAGACCGGAAAACAUUUCUCUUCUCUGCUACCAUGACCAAGAAGGUGCAAAAACUUCAGCGAGCAGCUCUGAAGAAUCCUGUGAAAUGUGCUGUUUCUUCCAAAUACCAGACAGUUGAGAAAUUACAACAAUAUUAUCUUUUUAUUCCCUCUAAAUUCAAGGAUACCUACCUGGUUUAUAUUCUAAAUGAAUUGGCUGGAAAUUCCUUUAUGAUAUUCUGUAGCACCUGUAACAAUACUCAGAGAACUGCUCUGCUACUCCGAAAUCUUGGAUUCACAGCUAUCCCUCUGCAUGGACAGAUGAACCAGAGCAAGCGCCUGGGAUCCCUGAAUAAGUUUAAGGCCAAGGCUCGUUCCAUCCUUCUAGCAACCGAUGUUGCAAGCAGAGGUUUGGACAUCCCUCAUGUGGAUGUAGUUGUCAACUUCGACAUUCCAACUCACUCGAAGGAUUACAUUCAUCGAGUAGGUCGAACUGCUAGAGCUGGGCGCUCUGGGAAGGCCAUUACUUUUGUCACACAGUAUGACGUGGAACUCUUCCAGCGCAUAGAGCACUUAAUUGGGAAGAAACUGCCUGUCUUUCCAACGCAGGAUGAUGAGGUUAUGAUGUUAACAGAACGUGUGACUGAAGCCCAAAGAUUUGCCCGAAUGGAGUUACGGGAACAUGGCGAAAAGAAGAAACGCUCACGAGAGGAUGCUGGAGACAAUGACGACACGGAGGGCGCUAUCGGAGUCAGGAACAAAGUGGCUGGAGGGAAAAUGAAGAAACGGAAAGGCCGCUAAUCACUUUCACAAGGACUUGGAUUCUGCUCUGUCUGUAAGCAGGGAUCGAGGAGGAGAAUGAAACGCCCCCACCAGCGCUCCUCAGCCCGGAAUCCGUCGCAGUCCUGUCCAGAAGUGGCUCAGCUAAUGGGGCACGCGUGCCCCUUUCUUUGUGUUGGGUGGCAUUGCUGCCGGGCGACGUUUACGGGGCUGAUGUCAGGACUCACUGUUCUUCACUUUGGUUCCUUGCUUGUGACCUGAGUGCGAUGUGCCCUGCUCUCACUUUACACAGACCUUUUGCCUUUUUCAGCUGCAGGUUAAGGACUUGGGCGAUGAGAUGCGCUGGCAGUCGUUGUAACGCAAAGAUGACUGGACAUUCCUAGGUGGUAUUUAAGCUGGCUUAGCUUGUGCUUCACUGGGUUUGUAAAACAAUAAACUUAAAUGUUAUUUUUAAAAGA
This is a messenger RNA of Chinchilla lanigera (long-tailed chinchilla), 1838 nucleotides long. RefSeq names its product DEAD (Asp-Glu-Ala-Asp) box polypeptide 47 (gene Ddx47). Lineage: Eukaryota; Metazoa; Chordata; Mammalia; Rodentia; Chinchillidae. The record is from RefSeq and is a predicted model, not a curated record. The coding region runs from base 37 to 1401 and encodes 454 amino acids. Gene Ontology annotation, molecular function: RNA helicase activity; ATP binding; nucleic acid binding. The transcript has 12 exons.